UCAUCACUCCCUCCAGUGAGUCACCAGAAGCCAGUAGCCAGGCAGGAGGAACUCCUGCAACUCCUGCAAAUCCUUGACAGCAGUCCCAGUGAUGGAGGAAAAUGGCUGCCAUUACCCUGUGGUGUCCCCUCCAUUUUCUGCACAGGAGACACUAUCCCUAUCUCAGCAGGAAAGUGCAGGGCCAGAGCCCAUGGCUGACAUCUUACCUGAGGUAUGGUCAGGAUGUUUCCAAUGACAACAGCAUCUCCUGGACCUUGUGCUGCCCUGGCUGUGCCAAAGGCUGCAAAGAAUAUUCCAGGGUAAGUGGUGUCUGGUACAGGCACAGAGAGCAGAAUCCUGAAUGAUAUCUGUGUCUAUGCUCUGGAUGGAGAGACCUUUGUCCUGAAGCCGCAGAACAGCCUUGGGGAAGGCACGGCAUGACUGGUUCAUGGCCUCAUCAAUGUCAUUGUGGGCCAAUGCAGCGAGGAAGCUCAGAGGCUGCUGCGAAUUCCCAUGCUGAUGAGGAGGAAACCCAUAGACUUUCAGCUAGCACCAAGUCUGCCAGCUCCAGUUCCAGCAGUUCCAGCUCCAGCAGCUCCAAUUCCAGCAGCUCCUAGAUGGGAAUUUCUGCCAACAGCCCUACAAGCUCCAAUGUGGACAAGGAAGCUGGUACAUCAGAGGCUGCCCUCCAUGGAAAUUGCAGUUCCCCACCAUCUGUGCCUGUCCCCACAGAGUGGGACCAACCCCAGGAAGAGCCAGGGAGGGCAGUGGUGGCGGCUCAACACAGGCUCUGCGAUUCAAUGUGCCGCUGGACCAGCAUCGCCUGCAGCAGCCAGCGCCCCAGCUGCCAACACUUCAUCCAGCAGCCCAGCCCAGCAGCCCGAGAUGAGAGAGGAGCAGGGCCUGAAGACACUGAGGAGCAUUGUGAGUCUGGGCGAGCCAAUGAAGAAAUACAGGGCAUUUGAAGAACUUGGACCAGGGGGGUUUGGAGCUGUUUAUAAAGCCCUCAACACCAGCACAGGACAACAGGUGGCCAUCAAGAUCAUGUUGCUUCAGGAGGAAAUGUCCAAGGAUCUGGCUGUCAAUGAAAUCCUGGUCAUGAGGGACAGCAGGAAUCCAAAUAUUGUUAGCUACUUAGACAGCUACCUGGUGGAUGCGGAGCUCUGGCUGGCAAUGGAGUUCAUGGAUGGCGGCACAUUGUUUGAUGUGCUCGGGGCAGUGUACCUGGAGGAAGGACAGGUAGGCGCUGUUUGUUGUGAGUGCCUUUAAGGACUGCAUUUCCUUCAUUCCCGCCAAGUCAUCCAUAGAGACGUCAAAAGCAAGAAGGUUCUUGUGGGCGUGGACGGAUCUGUCAAAUUGGCUGACUUUGGCCUCUGUGCUCAGCUUAGCCCUGAGUGCAGCAAGCGCAGCUCCAGAGUCAACACUCCCAGCUGGAUGGCACCGGAAGUGGUGAGAGGAGAAGCCUACGGCCCCAAAGUGGACAUCUGGUCCCUGGGGAUCAUGGGGCUGGAAAUGGUGGAAGGGGAAGCUCCUUAUGAGAGGGAAGCCUGUUCCAGGGUUUUUGAACUGAUAGAAAGGAACAGGCCCCCAAAAUUGCAGAACCCCAGGCGCCACUCAGCUCUCCUGCGCGACUUUCUGCGCUGCUGCCUGCAGGCAGACGAGGACCUACGCUGGUCUGCCCAGGAGCUCCUGCAGCAUCCAUUUGUGACCUCAGGCGAGCCAGCGUCCAGCCUGGCUGCUCUGAUCACCACAGCCAAACAAAGGCUGGAAGAGUGGAGAGGAGACACUUGCGCCUGAGGAGGCCCUUGUGCCGUGCCAGCUCAGAGCAGGGAAAAGGGGAUGUAUAGUGUUUAGGCAGAGAUUCAGCCAUCCCCUGAGUUUUUUACAGAGCUUUACUGUAGGAAAUUUAAUGAUUUUGUAAUUUUGUCAGUUUAGCUGUUCUGAAUUUCAACUUCUGUUGUUUUUUUUUCCUCAAAAGAUUAACUUUUAAAAAUUAAGUAAAUUGAGGGAGUGACUUCUAAGGGCUAUAGAACAUAAAUAGCUUAGGUAAUAGAGGAAUGUCUAGCUUAGAAUAGAAUUUUGUAAAUG
Vidua macroura (Pin-tailed whydah) is the source of this 2067-nucleotide messenger RNA. RefSeq names its product serine/threonine-protein kinase PAK 3-like. Gene Ontology annotation, molecular function: ATP binding; protein serine/threonine kinase activity. Gene Ontology annotation, biological process: regulation of MAPK cascade; regulation of axonogenesis; intracellular signal transduction. Gene Ontology annotation, cellular component: cytoplasm. The record is from RefSeq and is a predicted model, not a curated record. NCBI's taxonomy places the organism in Eukaryota, Metazoa, Chordata, Aves, Passeriformes, Viduidae.